Molecule: messenger RNA, 660 nt
Organism: Trifolium pratense (red clover)
Lineage: Eukaryota; Viridiplantae; Streptophyta; Magnoliopsida; Fabales; Fabaceae
Exons: 2
Coding region: 1-660 (219 amino acids)
Source: RefSeq, a predicted model, not a curated record
AUGCCAUUGUUCAUGCAUUCACAUAUUGAGGACAUUAUUAAUGUUAAGCCUGACGGUCAUUAUGGAUUCCACGUUGCAGCAGAGUAUCUUAAUAAGGGCGAAGAUAGUCAAGUAUUAGUUCGCCAUAAACUUAUUAGAGAGUUAACCAUGUUUAGGAAAGAGUACUUGGCUAUUUACGUUACUGAGAAACGUCUGCAAUAUAUUCUUGAUGGUUUGUACCCUCCAAAGGUUAUCCCUAGUAGUGGCGUUGCACCAAAGGAGAAUUGGUUCACAUUUCCAGAUAUGGGUUAUAUCCUUGCAACGACCUACAACCGCAUUGUAGUUUUAUUAACUAAACACGAGAUUGGUUAUUGUGAAACCUAUUUUCCACUGCGCGAUCGUCCACCGUUGGAUCCAUCUGCACGCAUUAUGUGUGUUGGUAUGGUUCCAAACCAUUUUGUGUAUGUUAAAUUGAAGGUUGGGUGUCCACUGCCUCCAACUUGUAAGGAAUGGAAAAAUCAUAGGGCGCCAGAGGCUGAGACUUGGGAGGAUACAUUUAUGGACCGGAUGGUUGAGUUUGAUGAACUCAUGAAGAAUGAAAAAGAAAACUUGAUUUUGGACUGUACAAUCCAAACCCGUAAUUUUAGUGACCAUUUCGGUUCGCAGGAUCCAAACCUGUGA